AGCACUGGUCAUGCUGGUCACAGAAUUCUCAUCUAAAUAAAGUGUGGUUUAGAACACGAGGGCAGUGGUGUGGACAGAAAAUGCGUGUACUACUGCUUCUAGCCACGGUGUUGGCUGGGGUCACCGCCCAGGCUCCCUGCUGCUUCCCCGCCCAAUGGGAAGCCUUCGCUGGAAUACUAGAAGGAUAUUAUCUGCCAUCCACCGACACCCCGGGAGAAGUUGAGGGAUACGACUGGGUGUCUUACGAUUAUGUCAACAAAAGGCUGAUGAGUAACCUGUCUCUGGUGACGGAUAAUGACACUCCCAUCCGAGGAGUAGUUAUUAUAGAUUUCAAAAAAGGAAGGCGUUACGAUAUAUUCGGCAAUAACUGCACGUCCAAAAUUUACAAGGGUGACAUUCCCAAAAACUGUGUUCCAGAUAAUGCCAAUUCCACCGGACCGUCCUAUUUCGGAGCUGGUAACAACAAACUAGUGUUUAACAGCUUCCAGUUUUUAUACAAUAACUUACCUGUGUUUAUGACGUUCACUCAACGUGACUGUAUUCCUGUCAGUGAAACCGUGAUUGGUGGUAUUGCUCCCGGAAUUAAAGGCUUUGUGGGCAUCACCUAUACUGGGUUAACUGUUGGAAUAAAGGACCCCAGGGUUUUCGAGCCCCCGAAAGACUGCUAUCACUCUAACGAAGAAGCUCAACCAGGCGGCUCUCUGGGCUCAGUCAUCGGAAGGAAGAAGAGGGGUUUGGACUAAGCAUGCGUACUGAAGUUUCUUUCUUUGGUGGGCGAUAAAACUAGUUGUGUGUUACAGCCUGUUAAUAAAGUUAUGAAA
Liolophura sinensis is the source of this 821-nucleotide messenger RNA. RefSeq names its product ependymin-related protein 1-like. Gene Ontology annotation, cellular component: extracellular region; lysosome. Gene Ontology annotation, biological process: cell-matrix adhesion. NCBI's taxonomy places the organism in Eukaryota, Metazoa, Mollusca, Polyplacophora, Chitonida, Chitonidae. The coding region runs from base 81 to 743 and encodes 220 amino acids. The record is from RefSeq and is a predicted model, not a curated record. Gene Ontology annotation, molecular function: calcium ion binding. The transcript has 6 exons.